ACACAAUCCAUUUGACGUACAACAGAUUGUUUACGUCCGUACGCCACACAGUAUUGUUUCUGUGAACAAAUUUGCUAAUGUUGGUUCAAGAAUCUUAGUUUUAUUUCUGUACAAUUUACCGGCUAGAAAUUCUGUAAUACGUCGAUUGCAAGUGCCUUGAUUUUGCAUUUAACUGGAACGUGGAACCAGGAAUGCGUCACUAUAUUCCGUGCGGUUCUUUGCCGGUAGUUCACUUCGUCUGAUAUUUAUUAUCACAGAAUUAGUUCUCUUUUUACUUUAUGAUACGUUCUAUUCUACAAUUUCAACUUGGCUUGUAGUGGAACAUAGUGCAUCUAAUACUAUAUAAAACAACCGACCAUAUUAUGUGGCCAGCGAAAUGAACGUUGUUCAACGAAGCAAAAAUCCCAAUUUCCUACGAACGAGCUGCACCGAUAACUGGUCGGUCCCGUUCUGCAACUGCGAGUAUCCAAAUGAAACCCGAUGGAAACAUUCGACGAAGAAAAUGCUGCCGUGCAGCUGCGGAGAAGAUACAUCGACAAGGCUAGAUUGGAUAUGGGAUAAAGCAUUAACAUUCGAAACGGUGGUAUCUGGUGCGGAAGUGAUUUUUCACCCAGUGUACAGCCAAGGAACUACCAUAGUCCGUGGUAAUGAACCAUUAUACCGAGGGCGACACCAUUACUGGGAACUGAAAAUUCUUUCACCCCUAUCCGGGACAGACAUCAUGUUUGGCAUUGGCACUGAUAAGGUGGAUUUACUUCGGCAUCAGUUUUCAUUCACCAGUGUGCUAGGGAUCGACGACCAAUCGUGGGGCUAUUCCUAUCGUGGGUUGGCACAGCACAAUGGCCAACUGAAGUAUUAUGGAAAGAAGUUCAGCCGUGGCCGCAUCAUUGGUAUCUACGUGGACAUGUUUCGUGGUACAUUGGAAUAUUUUCUUAACCGACGUUCGCUUGGCCGAGCGUAUUCGGGCAUUCCGAGAGAAGACGGAGUAGAAAUAUAUCCGAUGGUUUCAUCAACGUCCGCCAAAUCGUCCGUUAAGCUUAUAAAUGCUGCCUCUUUCGAAGAUAAUCUGAGGUUUAAUUGCAUGAAGGUGGUUUGUAAAUACCCAAAGCUCCUCGCACAGGUAAAUGCUAUACCAGGCCUGAAGAAGAUCGCACAAGAGCUAUGGUUCUUGCAAUUAAAAGAGCCUAACCGGACAGAGGACUUCGCACUUAACAAUUUACAUCUGGCCGACGAAGCAGUACUGUGUGGUAAAAAGCUAAAACUCUUCAACUCAACCGAUUCGGCCGCUGGUAACGAUUCCAAAGGACAGGAAAUCAAUUCGGAAUCCCAAAUCUAUGAUAGCUUAAUGAAGCGCGAGGAUCUCAACGAAGAAACCACGAGAUCAUCAAAAUCACACAACCACCGCUUCAUUUCUACUGAGUCUAAUAGUGAGGAUGAUGAGCUGGCUGUGAUUAUUUAGAUAAAUACUAUUUAUACUGCCAGUAUACUGGUAACCAGUAUACUGCAGGCGUGUGUACUGAACCAGUGCCAUCCAUUUCAAUCAUUUUACCACUACAGUUGUUACCAUCGUAAGGAUAAACAUAAAUUAACCUAAAAUUGGGAUCAAAAUGAUGCUGACGAAGUAAGUAAUCUUUUGUUAUGUUAGUCAUUUUUUUCCUACUUGUGGAUUUUCCUCGAAGUAAUAUGGUUAUUUUACAACUAAAACUAAAUACUUCAUGAUAUACGGCUUGUGUAUGAUACGUAUGUUCAUCAACCGAGUUGGAAGCUCAUUCAUACUCGUUAUCUUAAAUUUCGUCUAGCAUUUAUUUUGCAGAUGUAUCGUGUACUUCCGUAUGAAUUAAUAAAGACUUUGAUUUUCACGAUUGAUAAACCUUAACAUAGAACUGUUUAUACAUUACGAGGUUUUUGGACCGUUCCUCCCUAAUAAAGAAAAGAAACAUACAAUUGUUUAGUAAUAUAAGCAUUUUUCUUCUUAUUUAGUACAGCUGUUGAAUCAAGCCAAGGCCUCCAGGGUCUCUAGGGUUGGGCCAAUUGGCCGAUACCACGGGUGUGAGACCUUAAAAAGUCUCGUCUCAAAAUAAGAAAUCGUCAUAUUAAAAACGCACGAUAAUCAUAUCAUUAUUCAAAGUGCUUCUAAAGUAAUUGAACAUGACUUAACACACAUACACAUACACAAGUUCACUAUAAAAUAUAAAUACGAAGAAUAAUAAAAAAUAUUAAUAAGAGUUAACAAUAAACGGUUAGAUUAGGGUAUAGCGGAAAUUCAAAGAUGAAUAGAAUCGCUUGAAAACGAAGUUAGAUGAGUUCAGUGGAACCACCCCUCAUGACGAGUUGUUCGCAUAAAAAAUCAAAAACCUCUCAUAACAAAUAAAAUCUCGCAUAACGAGUUAUAUCACUUAUGUUUUUAGUGUGUUUUUUGGAGGCGGUAAAAUCUAGAUCACGAACGGUAAACAUUGAGCAUAUUAUUGAUGGUAAUUAUCACAUAGGCAAUCAAAGCUCUUAUUUGAUUUUAAGCAAUUGUUUAAUAUUACACUAUUAUCAGGAGCAAAAGUGUCGUAUAAUGAUGUGAGGCGCAAGUGUGGUAUAUGUUGGUUUCUAGCGCGUUUUUCUGAAUUGCUUAUGAAGGCGAAAGUUUCAUCUGUCAAUUGCUGCCACUUGUAGGCUGGGAACAGAAUUUUUCAAAUAUGUUUUAGGUAAAAACAAAUAAGAGAGAAAAUGUGUAUGCUUGAGCAAUUCAUUGGUGCACUCAAAUGUGGUACUAAUGAUAUGCUCUUGGGCGAGAUGAUCUUAUUUAUUAUAAAUUGCUUAUAGCAUAAUUUCUUUCUUACUGAAUAACUGUUUGAAGACGCGAUAAAAAGUGGAAGACGGUGGAAUCAAAAAGAGAUAAAAAAAUAUAUCAAUGAAAAAAUCAAUUUUGUGCUGUAAAUUAGUGAUGGGCAAAACGGCUCCGACUGGCUCCAGGCAAGGUUUUAACACAAAGAACCAAACCCAAAUAGCCAGAAUUGCUUAAGCAGCUC
Molecule: messenger RNA, 3017 nt
Organism: Anopheles merus
Lineage: Eukaryota; Metazoa; Arthropoda; Insecta; Diptera; Culicidae
Product: SPRY domain-containing SOCS box protein 3
Exons: 3
Coding region: 377-1459 (360 amino acids)
Biological process (GO): proteasome-mediated ubiquitin-dependent protein catabolic process
Cellular component (GO): SCF ubiquitin ligase complex
Molecular function (GO): protein binding
Source: RefSeq, a predicted model, not a curated record